AUGGCUACAGCAGUCUUGUGUUGUUUACUGGCGCAUCCGGGAGAGAUGGCAGUGCCAACAUGUCUUGACCCUGUCAACAGCACCGACACAGCGUGUCCUGCUGCGUCACGAUGCUGGGAAGGAGAUCGACCUGAUGUGAACGUUGAAUGGUCGCUUUACAAUCAAUGUGAGAGAUGCGUGUUUGCUCAACAGAAGUCUGUUGUUGUACAAGAUGGCCAGAGAGUAAGAUUUGUGACUGAUGGUUCAUUUCAGAUCAAUCGCAAUCUGGAGAUCUGGAAACUGUUUUUUGAAUUCGAGCUUGAAGCUUGUUUUUUCGAAGGAGCAACUUUGGUAGGGAGGUUGGCUCCACGUCCUGAUGAGAUUCCAUUGCCGCCCCCUCCCACUGGACAUUCCUAUUCUCUUAAUGUGACGUCAUUUUUGACAGUCGGUGCUAACCAUUUUAUUUCACUCAAUAGAGAGUUGGAUGAGGGACCACCAGGAAGCAUAUCAAACUGUGAGCAAGGUGCAAGGUUGACUGUUCAUGUCGGAGAGUUUCUUUGUGGUAAUAAUAGCGAGGCACCUUGCAACGAUCGAGGGCCGUGUGUGUUUCGACGGUCUUCAUCACAGUUUGUUUGUCAGUGUCCGGGUGGGUACACUGGAUCGGAGUGCGAAGAAAUUGAUGAGUGUUUUAAUAACACGGCAUGUGGAGAUCCAUUAGUUGAGGGUGUCUGUGUUGACACAGCAUGUAACUUUUCAUGUGAUUGUUUUGGAGCCAGAGAAAACCCUAGUGGUCAAGCAUGUGAUGUUGUACAAGAAGAUUGUAGCAUGAACCCUUGUCUCAAUGGUGGGACUUGCUCUUUUAUUGAGGGGCUAAUAUGUGAUUGUCUACCUGGAUUUGAUCGUAACAAUUUCUGUGCUAAUAUUGAUGAAUGUGCUUCAAAUCCAUGCGUAAAUGGAGGAACCUGUGUAGAUCAGAUUGACAGUUAUGUGUGUAGGUGUCAUGACGGAUACACAGGAGUACACUGUGAAACUAACGAAAACGAGUGCACACCCAGGUUUCGUCCGAAUCCUUGCUUACAUGGAGGAUUAUGCACUGAUGGUGUUAAUGAUGUUUCAUGUUUCUGUGUUUCUCCUUGGACGGGGAAAUUUUGUCAGAUUCAUGAGAACGACUGUUUCUUUGCUUCGUGCGUAAAUGGUGGUACGUGUGUGGAUGGUAAUAUGACGCAUUCUUGUGUUUGUGCAGACGGAUAUAGUGGGAUGUCGUGUGAGUCAGAGAUUAACGAAUGUGAUUCCUUGCCUUGCCAAAAUGGUGGAAGCUGCAGCGAUCUUGUGAAUGGUUUUGUUUGUAGUUGUCUGUUUGGCUAUACUGGUAGGCUGUGUGAAAUCGAUGGCAGUGCAUGUUUUGAUCCAGUUAACAGAACAGAUACAACGUGUCCAGACAUGUCUCAAUGUUGGGAAGGCACUCACUCCAAUGUGACUGUAGUAUGGUCUCUUUAUGAUCAAUGCAAAGACUGUUUUUUUGCUCAGCAGACACCGUUAAUUAUUGCAGAAGGUGACAGAGUAGUGUUUGUGACUGACGGCUCUUUCCAGAGCAAUCGAAAUCUUGAAAUCUGGCACGUCAACUUUGACUUCGACUUUCACGAUUGUUUCUUUGAAGAAGCAGAACAUGUAGGGAACAUUGCUCCUCGACCUGAUGGCAGUCGGCCACCUCCACCUCCCUUUGAUCAUGUUUACUCUCUUGAUGUCACAUCAUUGUUGCGGCCCGGUUUUAACUACUUCAUUGAUUUUGAAUCGGAAAUUGGAGGUGAAGUUUCAAACUGCCAACAAGGUUCUCGUCUGGUUAUUCAUGUCGGUGAGAUUCGUUGUGGUGAUACAUCCAGCUCCGUUUGCAACAACAGAGGUCCUUGUGUGUUUAAUGCUUUAUCUUCAAGCUUUAUGUGUCAAUGUCUCGGUGGAUAUUUGGGACCGGAAUGUGAAGAAAUUGAUGAAUGCUUUACUAACACAGCAUGUGGAGAUCCGUUGGUGGAAGGCGUAUGUGUUGAUACAAUCUGUGAUUUUACAUGCCACUGCUUUGGAGGAAGAACAAACUUUGAGAACAAUCAGGCAUGUGACGUGGUACCAACAGACUGCAGCAGUAAUCCUUGUCUUAAUGGAGGGAAUUGCUCAUUUACAGAGGGGAUCGUAUGUGACUGUCCACCCGGAUUUGAUCGUAACAAUUUUUGUGCAAACAUUAAUGAAUGUGCUUCAAAUCCAUGCAGAAAUGGUGGAACGUGUGUAGAUCAAAUUAACAGGCAUGAAUGUAGGUGUCAUGCUGGAUUCACAGGAGUCAACUGUGACAGUGAUAUAGAUGAGUGUUCAUUGCCAAAUCAUCCAAAUCCGUGUUUACAAGGAAUCUGCACUGAUGGCAUUAAUGACCUUUCCUGUUCUUGUUUCGAUAUGUGGACAGGGAAGUUUUGUCAGAUUCAUGAGAAUGACUGUCUUAGUGCUCAAUGCGUAAACGGUGCUACAUGUGUGGAUGGGAAUAUGACACAUACUUGUGCUUGUGCUGAUGGAUAUAGUGGAGUGUCAUGUGAGUCAGAGAUUAAUGAAUGUGAUUCUUCACCUUGCCAAAAUGGCGGGAAUUGCACUGACUUAAUCAAUGGUUACAACUGUGAAUGUGCAGUGGGUUUUACAGGGUUCAAUUGCUCUAUCAACAUCAAUGAUUGUGCGUCUAGUCCCUGUACAAAUGGUGGAGACUGCACCGACUUUUUAAACAGUUACAGUUGCACAUGUUUGUCUGGCUUUACUGGUGAAACAUGCGAGACUGAUAUUGAUGAAUGUGCAUCAAUGCCAUGUCAGAAUUCAGGUUUGUGUAGUGAUUUGCCAGGUGGAUUUAGGUGUCGUUGCCGGUCUGGUUUUACUGGAGACAUUUGUGAGACUGAUUUUGAUGAAUGUGGCUCUAAUCCAUGCAGUAAUGGAGGUACAUGCAAUGACAUGGUGAAUGGUUUUACGUGUAACUGUCUGUCUGGUUUUACGGGAGACAUUUGUGACAUUGACGUUAACGAAUGUGCGUCAAUACCUUGUCAAAAUGAUGGUGUAUGUAGUGACAUAGUGAAUGGCUUUGUGUGUGAGUGUUUGCUGGGUUUUACUGGAGACAUUUGUGACAUUGACGUUAACGAAUGUGCGUCAAUGCCUUGUCAAAAUGAUGGUGUAUGUAGUGAUGUAGUGAAUGGCUUUGUGUGUGAGUGUUUGCCGGGUUUUACUGGAGACACGUGUGAGACAGAUAUUAAUGAAUGUAUCUCAAGACCUUGUCUGAAUGGAGGCUCAUGCAAUGACGAAAUUGAUGGAUUUAUUUGUGAAUGUCAGCCUGGUUUCGAUGGUCUUGUGUGUCAAAAUGAUGUAGACGAGUGUGUUUCACAGCCAUGUCAAAAUGGAGCCACAUGUAAUGACGUCAUCAAUGGCUUUGUGUGUCAGUGCCAGUCUGGAUUUACGGAUGUUAUAUGUGGUACAGACAUUGACGAAUGUGCCUCAAUACCUUGUCAGAAUGAAGGUCUAUGUAGUGACGUAGUGAAUGGCUUUGUGUGUGAGUGUUUGCCAGGUUUUACUGGAGACACGUGUGAGACAGAUAUUGAUGAAUGUAUCUCAAGACCUUGUCUGAAUGAAGGCUUAUGCAGUGACAGAGUCAAUGGAUUUAUUUGUGAAUGUCAGCUUGGUUUUGAUGGUCUUGUGUGUCAAAAUGAUGUAGAGGAGUGUGUUUCACAGCCAUGUCAAAAUGGAGCCACAUGUAAUGACGUCAUCAAUGGCUUUGUGUGUCAGUGCCAGUCUGGAUUUACGGAUGUUAUAUGUGGUACUGACAUUGACGAAUGUGCCUCAAUACCUUGUCAGAAUGAAGGUCUAUGUAGUGACGUAGUGAAUGGCUUUGUGUGUGAGUGUUUGCCAGGUUUUACUGGAGACACGUGUGAGACAGAUAUUGAUGAAUGUAUCUCAAGACCUUGUCUGAAUGAAGGCUUAUGCAGUGACAGAGUCAAUGGAUUUAUUUGUGAAUGUCAGCUUGGUUUUGAUGGUCUUGUGUGUCAAAAUGAUGUAGAGGAGUGUGUUUCACAGCCAUGUCAAAAUGGAGCCACAUGUAAUGACGUCAUCAAUGGCUUUGUGUGUCAGUGCCUGUCUGGAUUUACGGAUGUUAUAUGUGGUACAGACAUUGACGAAUGUGCCUCAAUACCUUGUCAGAAUGAAGGUCUAUGUAGUGACGUAGUGAAUGGCUUUGUGUGUGAGUGUUUGCCAGGUUUUACUGGAGACACGUGUGAGACAGAUAUUGAUGAAUGUAUCUCAAGACCUUGUCUGAAUGAAGGCUUAUGCAGUGACAGAGUCAAUGGAUUUAUUUGUGAAUGUCAGCUUGGUUUUGAUGGUCUUGUGUGUCAAAAUGAUGUAGAUGAGUGUGUUUCACAGCCAUGUCAAAAUGGAGCCACAUGUAAUGACGUCAUCAAUGGCUUUGUGUGUCAGUGCCAGUCUGGAUUUACGGAUGUUAUAUGUGGUACUGACAUUGACGAAUGUGCCUCAAUACCUUGUCAGAAUGAAGGUCUAUGUAGUGACGUAGUGAAUGGCUUUGUGUGUGAGUGUUUGCCAGGUUUUACUGGAGACACAUGUGAGACAGAUAUUGAUGAAUGUAUCUCAAGACCUUGUCUGAAUGAAGGCUUAUGCAGUGACAGAGUCAAUGGAUUUAUUUGUGAAUGUCAGCUUGGUUUUGAUGGUCUUGUGUGUCAAAAUGAUGUAGAGGAGUGUGUUUCACAGCCAUGUCAAAAUGGAGCCACAUGUAAUGACGUCAUCAAUGGCUUUGUGUGUCAGUGCCAGUCUGGAUUUACGGAUGUUAUAUGUGGUACUGACAUUGACGAAUGUGCCUCAAUACCUUGUCAGAAUGAAGGUCUAUGUAGUGACGUAGUGAAUGGCUUUGUGUGUGAGUGUUUGCCAGGUUUUACUGGAGACACGUGUGAGACAGAUAUUGAUGAAUGUAUCUCAAGACCUUGUCUGAAUGAAGGCUUAUGCAGUGACAGAGUCAAUGGAUUUAUUUGUGAAUGUCAGCUUGGUUUUGAUGGUCUUGUGUGUCAAAAUGAUGUAGAGGAGUGUGUUUCACAGCCAUGUCAAAAUGGAGCCACAUGUAAUGACGUCAUCAAUGGCUUUGUGUGUCAGUGCCUGUCUGGAUUUACGGAUGUUAUAUGUGGUACAGACAUUGAUGAAUGUGCCUCAAUACCUUGUCAAAAUGGAGGCACAUGCAAUGAGAGGGUCGAUGGGUUUUUGUGUAGUUGUUUAGUUGGCUUUACUGGUUCAGUUUGUGAGAUCAACAUUAACGAAUGUGACUCAGUGCCUUGUUUGAAUGGCGGUUUUUGCAAUGAUGAGAUCAACGGUUUUGCUUGUGAAUGUCAGCCUGGUUUUAACGGUUUAGUGUGUCAAAGUGAUAUCAAUGAGUGUGCCUCUAGUCCAUGCCAAACUGAAGGCAUCUGUGUUGAUCGAGUUAACAGUUUCAUAUGUGGGUGUGUGGAGGGCUUUACUGGAACUUUAUGUGAAACUAAUAUUGAUGACUGUGCAUCUAGUCCAUGUCAGAACGGUGGACAAUGUAUAGAUGGAAUAACCCGAUACACGUGUCAGUGUAUACCUGGCUUCAUUGGGAUACAUUGUGAGACAAAUGUUAAUGAAUGUGCAUCCAAUCCAUGCCAGAAUGGUGGGCUAUGUAUUGAUCUUAUUAACCAAUAUCAUUUUACCUGCACAUGUGUACCAGGAUUUACGGGAACCUUGUGUCAGACCAAUAUCAACGAGUGUGCCUCUAGUCCAUGCCGAAAUGGAGGCAGCUGUAUAGAUCGAUUUAACCACUUCGUCUGUGAAUGUUUUCCGGGCUUCAUUGGAACUAUAUGUGAAACUAAUAUUGAUGACUGUACAUCUAGUCCGUGUCAGAGCGGUGGACAAUGUAUUGAUGGGAUCAACAGAUAUGAUUGUCAUUGUGCUUCGGGAUAUACUGGCAUCAACUGUCAAACAAACAUUAAUGAAUGUGAAUCCAAUCCUUGCCAGAAUCAAGGGGUGUGCGUGGACCACAUCAAUAGUUUUACCUGCACAUGUGUACCAGGAUUUACGGGAGUCUUGUGUCAGACCAAUAUAGACGAGUGUGGAUCUAAUCCAUGCCAAAAUGGAGGCAGCUGUAUAGAUCAAGGUAACAGGUUUAUCUGUGAAUGUGUGGAGGGCUUCUUUGGAAUCCUUUGUGAAACUAAUAUUGAUGACUGUGCAUCUAGUCCAUGUCAGAAUGGUGGAGGAUGUGUAGACGGAGUGUCACGAUACACAUGCUUUUGUAUUGCUGGCUUUAUUGGGAUACACUGUGAAACAAAUGUUAAUGAAUGUGCAUCCAAUCCAUGCCAGAAUGGUGGACAAUGUCUAAAUCUCAUCAACAGGUAUGAAUGUAACUGUCCUGCAGGAUAUGAUGGCAUAAACUGUCAGAUCAACAUCAAUGAAUGUGCAUUAAACCCGUGUGUUCAAGGCACUUGUACAGACCUUGUAAAUGGUUUCCUAUGCACUUGUUUUGCGGGAUCUACUGGAACCUUGUGUGAUAGUAUUAUCAAUGAAUGUUUAUCUAACCCAUGUCAGAAUGGUGCAACCUGUAUUGAUCGUGUCAACCGGUUCAUUUGUGAGUGUCCAGACGGUUUCUCUGGUACUCUUUGUCAAACCAAUAAUGACGAUUGUGCAUCCAAUCCGUGUCAGAAUGUGUCACGUCCAUUUUACCGGGAGUCAUUGUCAGACGAGUCUGAACGAAUGCGUAUGCAACCCAUGCCAAAACGGCGGAGGUUGCAUCGAUUUGUUUGA
Corticium candelabrum is the source of this 6798-nucleotide messenger RNA. Its product is annotated as neurogenic locus notch homolog protein 1-like. The transcript has 3 exons. NCBI's taxonomy places the organism in Eukaryota, Metazoa, Porifera, Homoscleromorpha, Homosclerophorida, Plakinidae. Bases 1 to 6798 code for a protein of 2265 amino acids. The record is from RefSeq and is a predicted model, not a curated record. Gene Ontology annotation, molecular function: calcium ion binding; Notch binding.